GUAGAGCAGGACUUGCUUCAAUGGUGAGAGUCCCAUUGACAUUCCAGAGAUGUAUCUCAUCACGAUACUCGCGCUAUCACUCCGUGUUUGUACAACUACCACGACUUUAGCGACUACUACAACCACGAUAGAUAUAACUCCAAAUGCUACUACAACAACAGCUCUUGCCCAGCCACCUGCUCCUCCAACAACCUCAACUGUUUCUCCAACAGCAACUGUUCUUACAACUGCUACAGUUGUAGAAACAACUGUUCCUCAAAUAACCACAACUGUAGAAACCACUGUUCCUCUAACAACCACAACUGUUCCUCCAACCACUACAACUGUAGAAAUAACAGUUCCUCCAAUAACAACAACUAUAGAAACCCCUGUUCCUCCAACAACCACAACUGUUCCUCCAACCACUACAACUGUAGAAACAACAGUUCCUCCAAUAACAACAACUAUAGAAACCACUAUUCCUCAAACAACCACAACUGCAGAAACAACUGUUCCUCCCACCACUACAACUAUAGAAACAACUGUUCCUCUAACAACCACAACUGUUACUCCAACCACUAGAGCUAUAGAAACCACUGUUUCUCCAACAACCACAACUGUUGAAACCACUGUUCCUCCAAGAACCACAACUAUAGAAACAACUGUUCCUACCACCACUACAACUAUAGAAACAACUUUUCCUCCAACAACCACAACUGAGGAAACAACCAUUCCUCCAACAACCACAUCUGAAGAAACAACUGUUCCUCUAACAACCAUAACUGUUGCUCCAACAACUACAACUACAGAAACAACUGUUCCUCACACCACUACAACUAUAGAAACAACUGUUCCUCAAACAACCACAACUGUAGAAACAACUGUUCCACCCACCACUACAGCUAUACAAACAACUGUUCUUCAAGCAACCACAAUUGCAGAAACAACUGUUCCUCCCACCACUACAACUAUAGAAACAACUGUUCCUCCCACAACCCCAACUGAGGAAACAACCGUUCCUCCAACAACCACAACUGUAGAAACCAGUGUUCCUCUAAUAACCACAACUGUUGCUCCAACAUCUACAACUAUAGAAACAACUGUUCCUCCAACAACUUCAACUGAGGAAACAACCGUUUCUCCAAUAACCACAACUGUAGAAACCACUGUUCCUCCAACAACAACAACUGUUCCUCCAACCACUACAACUGUAGAAACAACUGUUGCUCCAAUAACAACAACUAUAGAAACAACUGUUCUUCAAAGAACCACAACUGUAGAAACAACUGUUCCUCCCACCACUACGGCUAUAGAAACCACUGUUCCUCCAACAACCACAACUGUUCCUCCUACCACUAUAACUGUAGAAACAACAGUUAUUCCAAUAACAACAACUAUAGAAACCACUGUUCCUCAAACAACCACAACUGCAGAAACGACAGUUCCUCCCACCACUACAACUAUAGAAACAACUGUUGCUCUAACCACUACAGCUAUAGAAACAACUCUUUCUCAAACAACCACAACUGUUGAAACCACUGUUCCUCCAACAAUCACAACUGUAGAAACAACUGUUCCUCCCACCACUACAACUUUUCUUCCAACAACCGCAACUGUUCUUCCAAUCACUACAAUUGUAGAAACAACUGUUUCUCCAACCACUACAAUUAUAGGAACAACUAUUAAUCCCACCACUACAACUGUAGACAACACUGCUUCUCCAACAACCACAACUGCUCCUGCAACAACCACAAAUGUUCCUCUAUCAACCACAACUGUAGAAACAACUGUUCCUCCAACCACUACAACUGUUCCUCCAACAACCUCAACUGUUCCUCCAACAACUGUUUUCCAAACCACUACAACUGUAGAAACAACUGUUCCUCCAACAACUACAAUUAUAGGAACAACUGUUCCUCUCACCACUACAACUGUAGAAACAACUGUUCCUUCAACAACCACAGCUGUUCUUCUAACCACCACAACAAUAGAAACAACUGUUCCUCCCAAUACUAUAACUUUUGCUUCAACCACUACACAUAUAGAAACAACUGUUCCUUCAACCACUACAACUGCAGAAACCACUAUUUCUCAAACAACCACAACUGUAGAAACAACUGUUCCUCCCACCACUACAACUAUAGAAACAACUGUUCCUCUCACCACUACAAAUGUUACUACAACAAUCACAAUUGUUCCUCCAACCACUACAACUAUUGAAACAACUAAUCCUCCAACAUCCACAACUGUUCCCCAAACAACCACAACGGUUCCCCCAUCAACCACAACAGUUCCUCCAACAGCCACAACUGUUCCUCCAACAACCACAACUGUUCCUCCAACAACCACAACUGUUCCUCCAACAACCACAACUGUUCCUCCAAUAACAACAACUGUUCCCCCAAUAAAAGAUCAUCUCUAUCCUUUUGGGCCAGAAAUUGAUCAGGUCAGUCAAGAACGUGAUGAUGGGUUUUCUCCACCAAUAACUCCUUCGAGUGCGAUACCUGUCUUCGGAACUUACUAUUCUUCUCUUUAUGUGGACAAUAAUGGUGUGUUGUCAUUUGAUGAGCCGUUUGUUGAAUACACACCUGUAGAUCUUCCCUUCCUUAAAGGGGUUGCUUUUGCUGCACCGUUUUGGUCAGAUGUGGAUAAUACAAGAGCAGGUAACAUAUAUUACCGUGAAAGUACAGAUAGCCGGCUUCUGGAACAGGCAACGAAUGACGUGAAAUCUUACUUCCACCUCUUGGAUUUCUCUGCACAAUGGGUAUUUGUGGCAACAUGGGACAAAGUGGCCUAUUCUGGAUCAGAGUCUGACAAGGUGAACACAUUUCAAGUUGUCUUGAUCACAGAUUGGAGAGCUACUUUUGUUCUCUUCAACUACGAGAACAUCACCUGGACGACUGGAACCAGCAGUGGUGGAGACAGUGAGACAGGCCUCGGGGGAAUCCCAGCAUUAGCCGGUCUGAACAGCGGCAUGGAAACCGGAUUUUAUCAAAUCCCGGGGUCAUUGUCCCCAACCAUCCUAAAUGUGACAUCGACAAGUAACGUAAAAUAUCCCGGACGAUGGGUCUUCAGAGUGGACAAACUCGUUCCUGAACCUGGGAAUACUGAUGAAACUACUAUAAAUCCAACAAGUCCUUCACCAAGCACAACAACUGCAACAAGCCCUACAACAAACACAAUCCCUGAACCAACCACAACCACUACAACAAACACAAUCCCUGAACUCACCUUAAUCCCUGAAACCACCACAACCACUGAAGCAACCUCUGAACCAACCACAACCAAUGAAGCAACCCCUGAACCAACCACAACCACUGAAGCAACCCCUGAACCAACCACAACCACUGCAACAACCCCUGAACCAACCACAACCAAUGAAGCAACCCCUGAACCAACCACAACCACAACCAAUGAAGCAACCCCUGAACCAACCACAAUCACUGAAGCAGCCUCUGCACCAACCACAACCAAUGAAGCAACCCCUGAACCAACCACAACCACAAUCACUGAAGCAGCCUCUGCACCAACCACAACCACUGAAGCAACCUCUGAACCAACCACAACCAAUGAAGCAACCCCUGAACCAACCACAACCACUGAAGCAACCCCUGAACCAACCACAACCACUGCAACAACCCCUGAACCAACCACAACCAAUGAAGCAACCCCUGAACCAACCACAACCACUGCAACAACCCCUGAACCAACCACAACCAAUGAAGCAACCCCUGAACCAACCACAACCACUGAAGCAACCUCUGAACCAACCACAACCACUGAAGCAACCUCUGAAACAACCACAAUCCCUGAACCAACCACAACCACUGAAGCAACCUCUGAAACAACCACAAUCCCUGAACCAAACACAACUACUGCAACAAUCCCUGAACCAACCACAACCGCUGUAGCAACCGCUGUAGCAACCGCUGUAGCAACCACUGAAGCAACCCCUGAACCAACCACAAUCCCAACAACACUGUUAGGACCUGAAGAUCUUCUGUAUUCAUAUGGAUCUAUGAGAGACAGUGUCGUCCCAAAAGUAGAUGACGGAUAUGUGUUUUUAAAUCUGUCAAGAGCAUUUCCACUGUUUGGGCAAAAUUAUUCCACUCUCUAUCUGAGCACCAACGGGUUCUUCUCCGUCAACAAGCCGUUUCGCUUACUCAAACCUAAAAAACUCCCUCUGCUUAAUGAGGUCACUUUUAUAGCACCCUUUUGGUCUGAUAUAAACACUGCAGAAGGAGGUGAGAUCUUCUACAGCGAGAGCACAGACCAAGACUUACUGGACCUCGCAACGUCUGAUAUUAGGACCUACUUUCACAACCAUAACUUCCUUGCCAAGUGGAUAUUUGUGGUGACAUGGGACAGUGUGGCAUAUUUCCAAACAACUAUUACAGCGGUGAACACCUUCCAAGUGGCCCUGAUAACGGAUGGAUCCCUGACAUUUGUGCUGUUUAACUAUAAAGAUUUGCAGUGGCCUACAGAACAUGUUGUAGGUCAUAGUGCUUUGGUUGGAUUUAACAGUGGAAAUAAAACAGGUUACUACAUGGUGCCGGAGUCACUCACCACAAAUAUCAGCAAUCUGGCAUUUGGAAGUAAUUGUCAUUUUCAAGGACGUUGGGCUUUCAAAGUGGAUAAACUGCAUCCCGAGGACCCGGACGGGAUUGUGGGUAAGGGAAAAUACAUUUAUUUAUUUAAACAUUUGUUGUUAAAUUGUUUGUUUUAUACUGAACCUUCCAAUAAUGGUCACAUUACAAAGCUUCCUUGUAUUCUUCCGUUUAUUGAUUAGUUUAUCCAUUUACCGUGUCUCUCCUUUGAUGUUGCAAGUGAUGUAAGUUCUUUCAUUUUAUAAAGGAAGUAUCAUUUUACUAGACGUUAAAAGCUGAUCUGUAAAACAAGAGUUUUGGCUGGUGUUUU
This is a messenger RNA of Pelobates fuscus (common spadefoot toad), 4896 nucleotides long. RefSeq names its product mucin-2-like. Gene Ontology annotation, biological process: cell-matrix adhesion. The record is from RefSeq and is a predicted model, not a curated record. Lineage: Eukaryota; Metazoa; Chordata; Amphibia; Anura; Pelobatidae. The transcript has 11 exons. The coding region runs from base 50 to 4768 and encodes 1572 amino acids.